UCAAAUUACCAAGACACCCUUCUCCCACCAAAUCUCUUCUUCGGACCCUAAAUCCCCAAAUUUCUGACAAACACUCACAAAUUCCCAAACAUGAACGCAUUCCCUCCCCCUCCACCUCCUCCUCCGGGGGACUCCAAUGCUGAAACCCUAAUCGCUGCAUGCACCGCCAUGCUCUCCCACCGCCGCUUCUCCACAGCCCGCGACUUCGCCCUCCGCCUCCCACCCUCCCACCACACUGUCGCCCACAAAAUCAUCGCCAUCUCCGACGUCCUCUCCGCCGCUCACAGCCGCGACUGGUACUCCCUCCUCCAGCUCAGCUCCUCCGACUUCGCCGGCGAUCUCUCCCUCCCUCGGCAGCAGUUCAAGAAGCUUGCACUCCUCUUAGACACCAACACCAACAACUUCCCUCUCUCAGAUGAAGCCCUCACGUGCCUCGCCGAGGCUUGGCACAUUCUCGCUGACCCCCAAAGGCGCCAAAUUUACGACCUCGAAAUCGCGAGUGAACUGUUGUCGCAGCAGCAACCUCAGCCGCAGCAACCGCCAACACAGCAGCCGCAGCCACAGCAGCCGCAGCCACAGCAGCAGCCGCCGCUCAUGUGGGACACUUUCUGGACGGUGUGCCCGUACUGCUGGAAAAUGUACUUGUACGAGAAGGCGUACGAGGAUUGUGCUUUGAGGUGUGAGGGUUGCCAGAAAGUGUUUCAGGGCGUGCCGGUGAAGCCUCCGGUAAGGGAGGAGACGGCGGUGGUUCAGGGGGAGAGGAGGGAGUACUAUAAGUGCAACGCGAGUGUGCCAUUGAGAUACUACGAGGUUUUGGAGAAGCCGGAAAAUAAGAACUUGAAUGAAGAAAAUUUUGUGUAUAUCUCUGAUGAUGAUGAAGAUAAUGCUUUUGGAAAGGGUAAUGAUGUGGGGAAUGAUGGGAUGGUUCUUCAGGGGAAUGUCAACAAUGGAAGGGUGGAUUUGCGUUGGAAUAGCUAUAAUAAUAUUGGGAAUAACAACAAUGGUAAGGGGAGUAUGAGAGUGAAGACUGUGGCAAAGAAGAUGGUUGGGAACAGGAUGAUGAGGAAGCAGCAAGGAGUGUUUCUUGAUGCUGAUAAUGAUUUAGGUUUGAAUAUGGAUGCAGGCGACGACAGUGGUGAAUUGGAGUUUACACAAGGAGAUGAUGGUGAUAUCUUUGUUGGCGUUCGCUUUGGCGACUGAUUAUGCAAGGAAGAGAGACUACCUGAUUUUUUGAAAGUAGGGGUACUUGAUUUUUUCUCUCUUCUGGCUUGGUUGCAAAGGAGGUCUCUUGUGAAUUGAAACUGAGAGCUUCUACAAGAUUCGGUUGGUUCUCUCAACUUCAUGUUUCCGGGAGCAUUGUUGCUUACUAUAUAUGUUCUAGGAAUAGCAAGGACAUGUAUAUUAGUAGUAUCACUGAAUUGAACUCACCUCAUAAACUGUAUUUACAGUGAGUUCCUUUCUUCUAGGUUAGUCAAACAAAUUUGUUAAGCUAAUUGUGUGUAGAUUUAGUUCAACGGAAUCCACAUUCUUUUCACCAUCUUUUAUGUUUGAUUCAGAAUUUAUAUGUUUUUUAGGUCUCGUUGAUCUUUCAUUUUAGUCACUUUACGUUAUAUGCUCUUGGGAUAUGUGUAUUUUUUCUGAGAUUUUCUUCUUAAGUAUUAUUGAUUUGUAGUUUCUUUGUUUGCCUGAAAAUAUCAUCCUGCUGUAUUCUUUCCCCUAGUAUUUAUUUUGAUGGUGCAGUAUGGCCUUAAGAACAUUUGGUAUUUGUGAUUCAGAAUUUUGUUGAGUCUGUUGUGUCUACUGAAAUUUCCUUUUACCUAAGUCAAUGUUUUAGGAUACUAAUUUAGUCAAGUCCUCUAUUGUGCUUACUCAAAACUGAUAAAGCUAAACAUAAGUGUCAGAUCUCUGCUAGUAAGCCUUUUGAUUUUGUAAAUGAUGGAGCACA
Messenger RNA from Arachis stenosperma, 1945 nucleotides. RefSeq lists its product as uncharacterized. Lineage: Eukaryota; Viridiplantae; Streptophyta; Magnoliopsida; Fabales; Fabaceae. The transcript has 2 exons. The coding region runs from base 91 to 1200 and encodes 369 amino acids. The record is from RefSeq and is a predicted model, not a curated record.